This is a messenger RNA of Macrobrachium nipponense, 1913 nucleotides long. RefSeq lists its product as uncharacterized. Lineage: Eukaryota; Metazoa; Arthropoda; Malacostraca; Decapoda; Palaemonidae. The transcript has 8 exons. Bases 85 to 1500 code for a protein of 471 amino acids. The record is from RefSeq and is a predicted model, not a curated record.
GCUGUAAGAGGGCGGGCAGCAGCCCUUGGAGGGAGUCCUGCAAAGAGCGGGUGAGAGUGAAAGUAUUGCUUAGCCAAGAUUAUAAUGGUGACCUGUCUAUUCGGUCGAGCAACACUUCGCGUCCGACAUAGUUCCAGAAUGAGACUAACGGUGAGGCAUGAAACCCUAGGCCUAUUGGCCCUAUUGGUAGUGGUGGGCCUUACAACGGCGGCGCCCGUCCCAUCCCCUUCCCCACAGCCUGCUGAGGACUCUCAGGAGAACUCAAUCGAGGCCUACGAGGACGGCUUGCUGGUCUUCGUCCCUACCAUCCCAGCUGAUGACAAGGACAAGUCAGGGCAUCAGCUCAAACGUGAGGUCGAGUACGAGCUCAUUGCUAUCCCAGGAGAGCUGCUACGAAGGGAGAUUCGCCAGAUUUCCCAGACCUAUGGACCACCAAGUGUCUCCACAAGCUAUUCUGGCCCCACUGAUAACACUCCCCUCGUUUUCUCAAGUGACACAGUUCAAGAUUUUGGAGAAGUGAUCAUUCCUAAGCCACCAUCAACCACCGUACACAAGGAAGUCACCUUGCCCACAAUCUCGGUAUCUGCUGCUCCUGAUUUCUCUUCUGUGAUCAGCAAUGUAGCCAAUGCGGCUGGGCAAACCAGUCAAUAUGUUGGAACUGCUGGGCAGACUUUAGUUGAAGUAGGUCAAGCUGGAACACAGGUUCUUGGUCAAGUUGGUACUGCUGCUGCAUCUGGUGGUAUUCAGCUUGCAAGCUGGCUUGCAAGUCAGAAAGCCAAAGGACUUACCACUGCUACUCAAGUUGUAGGAGGUGGGUUGCAGUAUGCCGGACAGUUGAGUGCAGGAGUUCUACGUGCUCUUUUGCAGGUUCCAGCCAUCAAGGCCCGUGUCCUGUCAGAAGUUAUCGAAGCUGGACAACCUCUGGUUUACGCUGUCAGCGAUGUCCUCUCAGAAUCCUCCGAUGACCUCGCCAACUUCUUUGAGGCGAAAACCUCCAUUGUGCAAGAAGCUCUAGGCAUCAUCAUCCGCCUCAUUCAGGACACCCUCGCCUUGAAGGGUCGCAUCAUCUACUCCCUCAGCUCCAACGGCCUUGACAUCGGUGCCACUGCUUUCAACGCCGGAGUGAGAAUUGGAGGUGCUGCCGUAGAGUCGGCUACUGGCAUCGCAGCAGCGCUUGGCAGCGGAUUCUCUGACCUCAUCAACGCUGGAAGGAGCGUCAGCCUGCCACCUCCUCCUUCCCUCCCCCCAAUCACCCUGCCAAGUCUGCCAGCCAUCAGCAUUCCCUCCAUUUCUAUUCCUAAUGUCGACUUGAGCGGACUUAUUCCUCGUAAGCCCACCUUGAGUCCCCUUCCCCUCCCCGCCAAGCCCACCAUCUCUGUGUCAACAUCAACAGGGACUGUGGGCCCAUCCAUUGGCGUGUCCCAGCCUUCCUUCAGUGUAGGAGUGUCGAAGCCAGUCAUUUCCACUCCCUCACAGACCUAUGGAACUCCACUUCGUUAAAUAGGAUUAGUUCUUCGUCUAGCGAUGUCAUUUCAUCCUUACAGACUUCAGUGCAAAGUCUCGUCUCUUCUUUGCAGAUACAAGUCAACUUUUUUGACAGAUGAUAGUCAUGUAGUAUUUAAUUUUGAGUAAGGUGUCUUUCCUCGUAUCGUUUUACCUUUUUUGCUUCCUACGUCAUACUUUCCUUCUAUUCUCUACCAUUAUUUUCGUAUUCUCUCAGAACAGAUAACUUAAUUAACAAAGCCAAGUUAAUUUCAGCUUUCAGUUAUUAUGUUUUCUCAGGUUUUCUCAUUUAUACAGAUUUCUCUAACAGUUUAUAUUCCAUAUCUCUCAGUUUUUCUAUGCCAAUAAAUUAGUUUUGCUGAAAUUUAACCUAAGGAAGCCUGACACAGCUUAUGUAUAUAUAUAUAUAU